Hyphopichia burtonii NRRL Y-1933 is the source of this 537-nucleotide messenger RNA. RefSeq names its product mitochondrial 37S ribosomal protein bS18m. Gene Ontology annotation, biological process: mitochondrial translation. Bases 1 to 537 code for a protein of 178 amino acids. Gene Ontology annotation, cellular component: mitochondrial small ribosomal subunit; ribosome. The record is from RefSeq and is a predicted model, not a curated record. NCBI's taxonomy places the organism in Eukaryota, Fungi, Ascomycota, Pichiomycetes, Serinales, Debaryomycetaceae. Gene Ontology annotation, molecular function: structural constituent of ribosome; small ribosomal subunit rRNA binding. The transcript has a single exon.
AUGCGUGCUUUCAGCAGCAGCCGAGCCGUGCAGAACGAAAAGGACGAAGCUCCAUUACCAUCGAGCAGCGAGAUGAAAAGUGAAAGCACCUGGACCAACUCGAGCGAAAAGAGCCAAGGCCAGAUAUCGACAAGGUUGUUCGACAUGACCCGUGAGUUGCAAGACAGGGCCGAGCCACCAUUAACCAUCCAUUCCCAGUUCACGAAGAAUUUCAAGAGCGGGACUACAUACGAUCCCUUUGACUUUAAUAAUAAGAGAUUGAAGAUCGACCAAAAUGAGUUCCGUGCACAAUUGAAUAACCGUAAAAACAAGGUGGACCCAUUUCAAAGGGCCAAUAUUGAUCCUAGAGAUUUAUACACCAUGCCCGAUAUUUUAUCUAAGUUUUUAAGUACCACCGGUCAAAUUUUACCCAGAUCGGUCACCGGAUGCUCUCCCCAAAACCAAAAGAAGUUGGGGAUUGCCGUUAAGAGAGCCAGAAGUGUUGGCUUGUUAUCAUCUGUUCAUAAAAGUAUUGGUUUACCCGUUAGAAUCUUGUAA